GCUCUGAAAAAAAUGCUGUCUCUCUUCCUCUUAUUCGAAAAACCGUCGAAAAGUGCGGUUCAUUUCUGAAAUUCAAGAAGUUUUUACUUUUGUUUUUCAAAUAAUAUCAGGGUCUUGUGAUCGUUUUGUGCCUUCUAUAACACUGCCAUCAUAACUAAGAACAUGUCUGCUUUAGCUCAAGAGAAAGUUUGGCUGGACAAGAAUGUCUACAGUGAUGCUGAAAGGAAUUAUUAUGAAUCGUUGUCAAAGGUACGAGUUACUCCACUUGCAUUAACUCAGUCUUCUUUAGCCAAUGAAGUGGCAAAGGCAAGACAGCAUAUUAAAAAUUCACUAGAAUGUAUGGAUAGUGUGGCUGUCCUCGCUGGGGUACCAAACACUGAACUAAACAGCAAAAUAAACUCAUUGGAGAAGGAAAACUCAGAUUUGAAGAAAGCAAUGGAUGACUUACGUAAUCUGGUGAUCAGUCUACAAACAAGAGUUGAUUUGUUAGAAAAGAGCGGCUCCAAAGUUGAACCUUCAAAGCCCGCCCCAGCCAAACCUGCUCCUGCUGCUGCGGCUCAAGACUCUGACGACGGAGUUGACCUGUUUGGUUCCGACGAUGAAGAGGAAAGUGCUGAAGCAGCGAGAAUUAGGGAGGAACGGUUAGCUGCCUAUAAUGCCAAAAAAUCUAAGAAGCCAGUUCUGAUCGCAAAAUCCAACAUAAUCCUGGAUGUAAAACCAUGGGAUGAUGAAACAGAUAUGGCAGCUAUGGAACAGGCAGUUAGAGCCAUAAGUACAGAUGGCCUUCUAUGGGGUGCAGCCAAAUUGGUGCCACUGGCCUACGGCAUCCACAAACUGCAAAUAUCUUGUGUAGUGGAAGACGACAAGGUUUCUGUGGAUUGGCUCACUGAAGAAAUUGAGAAAAUUGAAGAUUAUGUUCAGAGUAUCGACAUAGCUGCAUUCAAUAAAGUUUAAUAUGUAAUAAAACUUCUUGAUUUGUAA
Molecule: messenger RNA, 981 nt
Organism: Ostrinia nubilalis (European corn borer)
Lineage: Eukaryota; Metazoa; Arthropoda; Insecta; Lepidoptera; Crambidae
Gene: eEF1delta
Product: elongation factor 1-delta
Exons: 7
Coding region: 163-954 (263 amino acids)
Biological process (GO): translational elongation
Cellular component (GO): cytosol; eukaryotic translation elongation factor 1 complex
Molecular function (GO): guanyl-nucleotide exchange factor activity; translation elongation factor activity
Source: RefSeq, a predicted model, not a curated record